Molecule: messenger RNA, 28443 nt
Organism: Rattus norvegicus (Norway rat)
Lineage: Eukaryota; Metazoa; Chordata; Mammalia; Rodentia; Muridae
Source: RefSeq, a predicted model, not a curated record
UGUUUUUUUUUUCUAUUCUUUUUUUUUUUUUUUUUUUUUUCGGAGCUGGGGACCGAACCCAGGGCCUUGAGCUUGCUAGGCAAGCGCUCUACCACUGAGCCAAAUCCCCAACCCCUACUUUUGUGUUUUGAGUAUUCCAUUACCCUUUAUUUGAGUCUCCUCCCUUGACUCCUCCUUCCUGUCUUGGUCCCCUUUUUCCAUUUGAGACCCUUCUCCCUCCUAGAUUCUACUUAUGAGAGAAAACAGGUAUAUGUCUUUCUGAAUCUUGUUUAAUUCAUCUAACAUAAUGAUCUCCAGGUCUGUUUUCCUGAAAAUAUUAUUUCAUUUUUGUUUACAGCUGUCAACAUUCUAUUGUGUAUAAACGCAUUUUUAAAGAGUCUCCCUGACCUUAGCAGACAGCUGGCCUAGUUCCGUGUUUUAGCCUUGUAAGCAGUGCAGAAACGCACAUGAAGGGUGUGUAUUUCCUGGGGGUGUUGGCUUAGAGGCCUUCAGCUUUACGCCUACAAGCGAUAUAACCAUGUUGUACAAUAGUGCUAAUUUUAGACUUUUGGAAACCUAAAUAUUGACUUCUAUAGUUGCUGCAUCAAAUUCAUGUCUACCAACAGUGGAUAAGGGUUUCUCUUUUCUCCACAGUUUUGCUAGUAUUUACUGUCAUUGGUUUUCUUGUUGUUAGCAAUUUUGAUUGGGAUUAGAUGGACUCUCAAAGUAGGUGUGUGUGUGCAUGUAUGUAUUAUGCAUGUUUAUUUCGUAUGUAUUAUGCUUGUGUGGGUAUGUGCACAUGUAUGUAGGUACAUGUGGAAGCCAGGGGUUUAUAUAUAAGGACGUGGAAGCAGGAAGCAGGAAGCUUUUGCUCUUUGCCUCCUUACUCUGACUUUGCUAGCAAUUCCAUUUCUUUGGAAUUCUAGCAUAUACAAAAGACCAGCUGAGACAUCCAGCCUCACAGACUGAGCAACUGCUGGGUUCUUAGACUUUCUAUUCAUAGUCAGCCAGUGUUGGAUUAACUGGACUGCUGCUUGUAAGUCAUAUGCCUUUGCAAGCACACACACACACAAAAAGAAUUUUUGGCAUAAUUUCUUACAUAAUAUUUUAAGGGGUGGGACUGAUGGUACUGCUUCCUUAGGGGAGAUAAACCCUUGAAAAUCUAAGUACCAGAAAAUGGUACCAGGAGUGGCUCUAGAAAAGAGGAGUGUAAUGAUGUAAGUACCUGGAAUAGGCUUUUCAAUUUGCUAACACUCUCAGGACCACAGCCUCUCCUGUCACUCAGCCCUCUCUCUCCUCGGAGCUCAGAGAGAACUGAUAGCCCACAGUGUGAGCCGUUAUACAAACUGAAGGAGAUAAACACAUCUGAUUAUCUUGAUUUGCCAGUUGUAGUGGCAAUGGGUUUACUGCCUUUGUACGUGAAACUGAUGACAAUUUUGUGGAAAAUAAGGACAUGCUGUUGCUGGUCGGCCACUCUUGGCUUUUCUGGAUUAACGCACUGGCAAAACUGUCUCCAUGUGCAUAUAAGACAGUCUAAUGGUUUCUAAGUGUGCACUGGAAGAAGAUUUUCCACAGAGCAGCCACGGAGCCUCAGCUGCAGAAAAUUACUGAAGUCCUCAUUGUAAAGAGCGGCUGAAACACAGCAGAAAUUCACGUCCUAGCCUCAGAGUAUGUUUGUGGUUAAAGUAAGGGCAUUAAUCAGUAAAGAAUGGGAUCCUGUAACUUGGCAUGGUGUGUGUGAGAGGACACCACUGAAGUCAGACAUUUGAAUCCUCAGACUCUCAAGGGUUUAUCUCACCUGAGGAAGCAGUACCCCCAGUCUUACCCCUUGAAACAUUAUAUAAGAAAUUACACCAAGAUGCCUGUUGGUAGUGGCACAUCCCUUUAAUCCCAGAGGCAGACAAAUCUCUGAGUUCAAGGCCUGUCUACAAAGUGAGUUCCAGAAUAGUCAGGGCUGUACAGAGAAACCUUGCCUCAAAAACAAAACAAACAAAAAACUAUGCCAAAAUAUAAGCUAAAAAUGAAUUUUACUAUCUCAAAGUUUCUAAUGUAGUUCUUGAAUUCAGGGGCACUCUCCCUGGCUAGGAUAAAGAGGAAGUUCAGGUUCAGGAUCUUUUCUGAAGUGGCCAAGCACAGCUAGAGGUUCAGCAUCUGAAGAACAAAAUCUCAAGCACAGAGGCUGUUUCUUACUGUGGGGCCUUUCCCACUGUGUAGCCUGAGUAUCACAAUUGGCAGCUGGCUUCCUUCAGAGCAAAGUCCUACCAUGUGAACAGUACCUCUACCUUACUUGAAGAAGUCACACACUGUCAUUUCUGCCACAGUGUAUUUUUUAGAAGUGAGUCAUUAAAUACAUCUAAUACUCAAAGAAUCAGGCUCCAUCUUCUGAAUGGGCUGCUAUUAACAAAUUUGUGGGGAUAUUUUAAAAAUUACUGCAAAUGACAAGUUCUAUAGGAAAAUAUUUUAUUUUAAAAAUUCAAUGUGCAUCUUAGGGUUACUACUGUUAUGAUAAAACACAAUGAACAAAAAGAACUUGGGGGAGGGAAGCGUUUAUUUGGUUUAUGCUUCCAUAUUGCUGUUCAUCACUGAAGUCAGGAACUCAAUCAGGGCAGGAACUGAGAGUCAGGAACUUAUGCAGAGCCCAUGGAAGGGUGCUGCUUACUGGCUUGCUCCUGAUAGCUUACUCAGCCUGCUCUCUUAUAAAACCCAGGACCACUAACUAGCCCAGCGACGGCUCCACCCACCAUGGGCUUGGCCCUCAUAAAGUAAUCACUGUACUGGAUAGUUUUAUGUUAACCUGACACAAACCUAAGUCAUUUGAGAGGAGGGAGCAUCAACUAAGAAAGUGCUUCUUGUAAGAUCAGGCUGUGGACAACCUUGUAGGGCAACUCUUAGUUAGUGCUUAAUGGUUCCUUCCCUGUUUGAAUUCCUGAUUUCCUUCUAUGAUGAACAGUGAUAUGGAAGUGUAAGCCAAAUGAGACAUUUCCUCAAGUUGCUUUGGACAUGGUAUUUCAUCACAGCAAUAGAUAACGGGAAUUGCUGUGAUAGAUCUGACCAUGUUUUGGAGAGGAUUGUGGAAGGACUUUGGAAGGUUGGGCUAGAAGAGCUACUGAAUGUUGAGAAUUUUCCUGCUGGCCCUUUGAAGAUAAGAAUAUUGAGGGCAGUGCAGACUGUUUCCAAAAUUUCACUGAACUACCUGAGGACCCAGCUACACCUCUCCUGGGCAUAUACCCAAAAGAUGCCCCAACAUAUAACAAAGACACAUGCUCCACUAUGUUCAUAGCAGUCUUAUUUAUAAUAGCCAGAAGCUGGAAAGAACCCAGAUGCCCUUCAAUAGAGGAAUGGAUACAGAAAAUGUGGUACAUCUACACAAUGGAAUAUUACUCAGCUAUCAAAAACAAUGACUUUAUGAAAUUCAUAGGCAAAUGGAUGGAACUGGAAAAUACCAUCCUGAGUGAGGUAACCCAAUCACAGAAAAAUACACAUGGUAUGCACUCAUUGAUAAGUGGAUAUUAGCCCAAAUUCUCGAAUUACCCUAGAUGCACAGAACACAUGAAACUCAAGAAGGAUGACCAAAAUGCGAAUGCUUCACUCCUUCUUUAAAGGGAGAACAAGAAUACCCUUGGGAGGGAAUAGGGAGACAAAGUUUAGAACAGAGGCUGAAGGAACACCCAUUCAGAGCCUGCCCCACAUGUGGCCCAUACAUAUACAGCCACCAAACUAGAUAAGAUGGGUGAAGCAAAGAAGUGCAGGCUGACAGGAGCCAGAUGUAGAACUCUCCUGAGAGACACAGCCAGAAUAUGGCAAAUACAAAGGCAAAUGCCAGCAGCAAACCACUGAACUGAGAACGGGACCCCCAUUGAAGGAUUCAGAGAAAGGACUAAAAGAACUUGAAGAGGCUUAAGACCCUAUAUGAACAACAAUGCCAAGCAACCAGAGCUUCCAGGGACUAAGCCAGUACCCAAAGACUGACCCUGGGCUCCAAGUGCAUAGGUAGCAAUGAAUAGCCUAGUAAGGGCACCAGUGGAAGGGGAAGCCCUUGGUCCUGCCAAGACUGAACCCCCAGAGAAUGUGAUUGUUGGGGGGAGGGCGGUAAUGGGGGGAGGACUGGGAGGGGGACACUGAUAUAGAAGGGGAGGGGGAGAGGUUAGGGGGAUGUUGGCCUGGAAACUGGGAAAGGGAAUAACAAUUGAAAUGUAAAGAAGAAAUACCCAAGUUAAUAAAGAUGGAGGAAAAAAAAUUUAUUGUGAAUGACUCAGAUAACCAAGUGCUUAUAAACCUUACGCAGCUAGUGGAACAUAAUUCAAACUAUUUUAUUACAUUUAUGUGUAUAUGUGCGCAUAUAUAUACAUAAGUGUAUAUAUAUAUAUAUAUAUAUAUAUAUAUAUAUAUAUGUCAGAAGCCAGAGAAGAGUUGUAGCAGUCAAUCCUCUCUUCUAACCACACGACCUCCAAGAUUCCACUAAGAUGGUCAGGCUUGGCAGCAAGUAUCUUUAGUGGCUGAGCUAUCUUACUGGCCCUGAAGUAUACUGUAGAGGCUGAGAAACACUGUUCUAGCAUCAAGUAUUAAGAUAAAACAUUGCAGAUAUGAUUAUAGUACUCUGAAUUCCAUUCCUGUUUUAUUCUAUUUCCUCUUCUUUGGAGUUAAUCCACCUAACUCAUGAAACACAGAUGCAAGCUUGCAAUGGAGAACUUUCUUAAUUUGCUAACGUACGUCUACAAAAAUUCUACAGCUAACAGUAUAUUUAGUGGCGAGAAAGUUUCUGCUAAGCAUCCAGUUCAGAUCUAGAUUGAGAAUUACUAUCUACCCAAUUUGCCUCAUAGUCUUUUAGAAAAGACUUCAAAAAUAUUUUGUGCUUAUGUGAAUGCAUUAGAAAAGAUGUAAGACUAAAGACCUUUGGGAAAGUCUACUCACUUGACAAACAAUACUAAUAUAAAGGCAUUGAACUUAUUUUAACUGAUUAUAUAACGACACUCAAUUGAACAUGGUUUGAAAAUGACUGAUUUUUAAUACAACAAACAAACUGUGUCCAGGUAAUGCUCUUAGGCUAGGGACUGGCACCUUUUUCUGCCUAUAAGAGAAAUCACAUUUAGCAUUCUACAUAUUGUUUUUUGCUAAAACAUUUAUUGCUUAUUUUAGGAAUCUCGGUAACAUCCUGACAGUGUUUUAUUAGGUUGUCACACAUCUUUAUAUAUUUGUGGGAUUUUUUUUUUAAUAUUAAAACUUCUCAGCCAUGGCUUCAACCUACUUGCUGUUCAAGUGUUUCUGGUAACAAGAAAAAUGUUUAUUUUGCUAAUUAGGCUUUCAUAACACAUUACAUGGUUAUUUAUUAAGGCUUUGGAGGAACCAGCUGCUGUGAAUUAACAAUUGCUUGAUGCCUUUUCUGCAUGUGAAAUCUAAUACAUUACUUUCACAGUUAAAAUGAACUUUGGCAUUCUCACACAUACCAUUUCCUAUAGCAAUCACCAAUUCUCUCAGGAGAUAGUAAUUUUUUUUAAGUUCAAAAGUUUAAUGUAUGAGUGGACACUGACUGAAUAACCUAUAAAGGAGGACUAUUUUCAAAACACUGUGUUUUCCUCGAAAGUUACCGAAAGUUAAGAGAAGCUGGCUUAAAAAAAAAAAAAAAAAAAAAAAAAAGCAGCAUAUCCUGUGCUGUUUCCAUCCACUUCUAAGUAGGUGUUUGAGUUUUUGCUGUUAGUCCACAAGUACCACUAAGUAUUUAUACAUUUAUUUUAUCGUAGCAUAUUCCACAUUGGCCUUAACACGGAAUUUAUUCCUUACCACUUAGUCUCUUUUGGCUCAGGGCUUAUUUUUACAUUCCCUCAGCUUUUUCGGCAGCUCCAUAUUAGAUGGUAGGUCAGUCCUCUCUAUUCCAUGCACCUGUGCACGCUAACUAGAGAUUAUCUCACCUCUGUUUUGAGAACAAGAUUAUGUACAGUCUGGUUUAAGCGCAUUCUUUCAAGUUGUACACCUUUGAUCUCAACUGCAUUCCCAGGUCCACCUUCCCGUCCUGGCAAAUACACUUCAGCUGUAAACUUAAAUCUUCCGCCUUACUUAGCUCCUCCCACCUGUCUUUUACCUCCACCCCACUGAAGCCCUGUUCCUCUUCCCAGUUCCUCCAGUAGCCACGGGAAACAACCGCUUCUCAAUUUUCUGGGCUUGAAGAACGAAGGCUACUUCUACCACCUCCACGCGCCCUGCGUUCCGGCCGCCUCCUGGUUUCGGCUACUACAGCCUCUCGGGCCGCACUGGAGCACGUCCGGACCAUCGCCUCUCCCGCAGCGCCACUUCCGGAUUCCCGGUGCCUCCACUUUACCGGUCCGCCCCCCGCACCGAGCGCUUCGUAGAGGUCGUUUCUAACCCAGAGCUGCGGCAUCGGGGGUCCCGGCCCUCCCAAGUGGGAGUCGUCCCACGUAGACGCGCUGGGUCGUCGUCCUCGCCGCGGAAACCUGAGGGACUGCAAAGCGGGCACACCGGAAGUGUCGCGGAACGCGGCCGGCGCGUCCGCGGCGGACUCCAGGUACCCGGAGGAGGAGCGCACGCCGCCACUCUGUGGCGUGUUUACCUUGGAGCGGGUGCGGCGGCGGCAGCAGCGGGCCUGACGCCAGCUCGGGUUCUAUGGCCGGAGAUCCGCCUGCGUUCCGGGAGUCGACCGCCUCAGGCUGGGCUGCGCAAGGGCCAGAGUGAAGGGGGCCGCGCUCUCCUCCCACGUCCGGGGACCGGCCACCUCCAGCCUCUUUGCCUACUCUUGGUCAGGAUCUGACUUUGACGCCUGAUUUUUGAAGAUGCUGGAGUCGUAUGUAACUCCAAUCUUAAUGAGUUAUGUGAAUCGCUAUAUCAAGAACUUAAAGCCUUCGGAUCUUCAGCUUUCACUAUGGGGUGGGGACGUGGUUCUCAGCAAACUCGAGUUAAAGUUAGAUGUUCUAGAACAGGAACUGAAAUUACCAUUCACUUUUUUAAGUGGUCAUAUCCACGAACUGAGAAUUCAUGUACCAUGGACAAAAUUGGGCUCCGAACCUGUGGUAAUUACCAUCAAUACAAUGGAAUGCAUCUUGAAACUUAAAGAUGGAAUACAGGAUGACCAUGAAAGCUGUGGUUCUAAUUCCACCAACCGUAGUACUGCUGAGAACACAAAAUCAUCCACGAAACUCCGAAGGAUUCAGCAGGCCGCUCCUACAGACCCUGACUUACCACCAGGAUAUGUGCAGAGUCUGAUUAGACGAGUUGUAAAUAAUGUGAACAUUGUUAUAAAUAAUCUCAUACUAAAAUAUGUUGAGGAUGACAUUGUUCUUUCUGUCAACAUCACUUCUGCUGAAUGCUAUACCGUGGGUGAAUUAUGGGAUCGUGCAUUCAUGGAUAUUUCUGCAACUGAUCUGGUACUGAGGAAGGCUAUCAAUUUUUCUGACUGUACAGUUUGUCUUGAUAAACGAAAUGCUAGUGGUAAAAUCGAAUUUUACCAGGAUCCUUUAUUAUACAAAUGUUCUUUCAGAACUCGCCUGCAUUUUACAUAUGAUAACCUAAAUUCCAAGAUGCCAUCUGUUAUUAAAAUUCAUACCUUGGUAGAGAGUCUGAAGCUCUCUAUCACAGAUCAGCAGCUCCCUAUGUUCAUCCGUAUAAUGCAGCUUGGGAUUGCACUAUAUUAUGGAGAAAUAGGCAAUUUUAAAGAUGGUGAAACAGAAGACCCUGCCUGUCUCAGUAAAGACCCAUUAGGAAACCUUACAGGCACUGAGGAUGAAACUAGAUUAGAUAUGCAGUAUCCUGCUCCGUACAAAGGCCAAGAGUUAUAUCCACAGGACUAUGAGGAGCCUCAGGGAUGGGUGUCCUGGGCCUGGUCAUUCGUUCCUGCAAUUGUGAGUUACGAUGAUGGUGAAGAAGACUACCCUGGAACUGACCCUGCGUCAACCAUGCAUCAGCAGAAAGCACACACACUGAAGGAUCCCAUUGUUUCUGUAGGAUUUUAUUGCACAAAGGCGACUGUUACUUUUAAACUCACUGAAAUGCAAGCUGAAAAUAGCUAUUAUAGCCCACAGAAAGUAAAAUCUAAGGAAGUUUUGUGUUGGGAACAAGAAGGAACUACAAUUGAGGCUCUUAUGAUGGGAGAAGCUUUCUUUGAUUGUCAGAUUGGAUUUGUAGGUUGCAGAGCCAUGUGUCUUAAGGGAAUUAUGGGUGUUAAAGAUUUUGAGGAGCAUAUGGACAGAAGUGAAACCGAAGCCUGCUUCUUCAUUUGUGGUGAAAAUUUAAGUACAAAAGGUUUGACAUAUCUUACAAAUUCACUGUUUGAUUACCGGAGCCCAGAGAACAAUGGCACCCGUGCGGAGUUUACCUUGGAUGCAGCUCACCAUAAGGAGAUACACACUGAAAUAGCUGGCAUGCAAAGGUUUGGUGCUUUUUACAUGGAUUACCUGUAUACAAUGGAGCACAGCAGUGGCAAAGGUCCAUCAAGUCAGCAAGACUUUCCUUCAGGGAAAAAUGAGGAUUUUGGAAUAGUCCAAGAAAAGUCUACCAAGAGCCUUGUUAUAGGGCCUCUAGAUUGCCGCCUGGACAGCAGUGCGGUACAUCGGGUUUUGAAGAUGAUUGUUUGUGCCAUGGAACAUGAAUAUGAACCAUAUAGCAGGCUCAAACCAGAGAGUAAGGAUGAAAAGGAGGUAGUCCUGAAUCCUGAGGAAGUGGCUUCUUUGGAGGAAUAUAUUCCUACUCGGCAUACAAGUGUUACUCUGCUCAAAUGUACUUGCACAAUUUUUAUGGCAGAAUUCAAUUUACUUGACCGUUUGCUUCCUGUCAUCAUGGGAGGAAAGAACGCAAGUCACUUCACGAAUGCCACAAACUUCCAGUCACUUCGGCCUUUGCCAUCCAUUCAGAUAUUGGUGGAUAAAAUCAAUUUGGAACAUUCUGUCCCAAUGUAUGCUGAACAGUUGGUCCAUGUGGUCAGCAGCCUUACUCAGCCUUCUGAUAACCUUCUUCAUUAUUGCUAUGUCCACUGCUACCUUAAGGUGUUUGGUUUCCAGGCAGGACUGACGUGUUUGGAGCAGAGUGGGUCUCACUGCCUGCCUGCACCCAUUGUUCCCUCUUUCAGUACUGCCCUCUAUGGGAAGCGUCUGAAGCUCCCUGCUCUCUGGACCAAAAGAUCUCAGACUGUUGUAACUGAGGGUAUUUUUGAGCUCCCAAAUCUCACAAUUCAAGCUACAAGAGCACAGACACUUUUGCUGCAAGCAGUGUAUCAGAGUUGGUUUCAUAGUGGGAAUGCCAGCUCUUCAACAGUAAAUGAGGCUCUGAUGAAUGAAGUCUUCCAGACGACAGGUGUGAAAUCUAAGAAUCCCCUGCCAACUCUUGAGGGCUCAAUCCAGAAUGUUGAACUGAAGUACUGCAGCACAUCAUUGGUCAAAUGUGCCUCUGGGACCUUGGGAUCAAUAAAAAUUUGUGCCAAAGCCCCAGGUGACAGUGGAAAAGAGAAGUUGAUUCCCUUGCUUCAGGGUCCUUCUGACACUAGAGACCUUCACAGCACCAAGUGGCUUAAUGAAAGUAGAAAGCCUGAGUCUCUCUUAGCUCCAGAUUUGAUAGCCUUUACCAUCCAAGUUCCCCAGUACAUGGACUACUGCCACCACUCUGGUGCUGUAUUUCUUUGUAGUGUGCAAGGACUGGCUGUUAACCUUGACCCAAUAUUGUAUACUUGGGUCAUUUAUCAACCACAUAAACGCACAAGUAGACAUAUCCAGCAGCAGCCUGUGGUAGCUGUACCUCUUGUCACGUCAGUCAACAGAAGAAGAGAAGAUGAACUGUCUGUUGGAAGUGCCCCAUUGGGAAAGCAGCAGUCAUAUCAGGCCUCAGAAUAUGCCAGCAGCCCCAUAAAAACAAAAACAGUGACAGAGUCCAGACCACUGUCAGUUCCGGUGAAGGCCGUGAUGCACAUUCAUGAAGAAUGUAGAAGUCCUGAAGACAAAAUGAAAGAAUUUAUUGCAAUAUUAUGGAACGCAGUGAAGAGUCUUACACUACAGCUUGAUGUGCAGUCUUGCUGUGUAUUCAUUCCAAAUGACAGCCUGCCUUCACCAAGUACAAUCGUCUCUGGUGACAUCCCCGGGACAGUAAGAAGUUGGUACCAUGGACAAACCAGCAUUCCAGGAACACUUGUCCUGUGUUUGCCGCAAAUUAAAAUUGUUAGUGCUGGUCACAAGUCCAUGGAGCCUCUGCAAGAGAUUCCUUUUGUGAUUCCACGGCCCAUCCUUGAAGAGGGUGAUGCAUUUCCUUGGACCAUAAGCUUGCAUCAUUUUAGCAUAUAUACCCUUCUUGGCAAGCAAGUGACACUGUCCCUGGUGGAGCCUAUGGGAUGUACGUCUACUCUAGCAGUCACAUCUCAGCAGCUACUUCCAGUGGGACCUGAAGGGAGGCAUUCAUUUGUUGUCUGUUUACAUGUUGACUUAGAGUCAUUAGAGAUAAAAUGCUCUAAUCCCCAGGUCCAGCUCAUUUAUGAAUUGGCCGAUAUCAUGAGUAAAGUCUGGAAUAAAAUUCAGAAGAGAGGCCAUCUUAGUCCGUCUUCAGUGUACUCAGACACGAUGGCAGGGCCUGUCCCUGGUUCUCCAGUUCGGAGCAGUGUAGGUACAGCUCCACCAGACACCAGCACGUGCAGCCCAUCUGCUGACAUAGGAACUACCACUGAGGGAGAUUCGAUUCAAGCUGCUGAUGACUCGCCAUUCUCAGACUCUGUCACCUUGGAACAGACUACCAGUCACAUCGGUGGGUCCAGUGGACGCGUUAGUCUGUGGAUGCAGUGGGUGCUCCCCAAAGUCACUGUGAAACUCUUUGCACCAGACCUUGAAAAGAAAGACACAGAGGUUUGUAUGGUCAGUGAAUUAGAAGACCUCAGUGCAUCCAUAGAUGUGCAGGAUGUAUACACCAAAGUGAAGUGUAAGAUAGAGAGCUUCAGUAUUGACCACUAUCAAAGCAGGCCUGGGGAAGGUUGGCAAUCAGGACAAUUUGAAGGAGUGUUUCUGCAGUGCAAAGAAAAACCUGUGACAACCACAAAACUUCUAGACGGUGCUCAUCAGCAGCAUGGAUUCCUUUCUCUGACGUACACAAAAGCUGUAACAAAAAAUGUCCGCCACAAGUUAACCUCAAGGAGUGAGCGAAGAAGUUUUCAUAAGUUAUCUGAAGGUUUAAUGGAUGGCUCACCUCAUUUUCUUCAUGAAAUUCUCCUUUCUGCGCAAGCAUUUGAUAUUGUUCUGUGCUUUCCUUUACUUAAUGCAAUUGCAAGCAUAUUUUACACUAAACUCCCAAAGACCCAAAGAGAAAAAAGAAAAUCUUCCGGGCAGCCCAUGAGGACCCAUACGUUAACUUCACGCAAUUUACCUUUGAUUUAUAUCAAUACAAGUGUGAUCAGAAUUUUUGUUCCCCAAACAGAAGAAACACAGUCAUCUGUUACAGUGAAUCAGGCAGCAAAGGAAGACACGAUGGUUCUGAAAGUUGGCUCUGUUUCCAUGGCUCCCCAGGCUGAUAAUCCACUUGGCAGAUCUGUACUCAGGAAAGAUAUUUACCAGAGAGCCUUAAACUUAGGAAUUCUUCGAGAUCCUGGAUCAGAAAUUGAAGACAGACAGUACCAAAUAGACCUGCAGUCCAUCAGCAUUGGUACUGCCCAGUGGGAUCAACUCAAGCCAGAGAAAGGCAGUGGUACAGGAGGAGUGCCGACAGAGUCUGAGAGGAACUCUCAGAACCCAGCCCUGGAGUGGAACAUGGCCAGCAGCAUACAACGUCAUCAAGAAAGGAGAGCAAUUUUGACACCCAUCUUGACAGAUUUUUCUGUACGAAUAACUGGAGCACCUGCCAUCAUUUUCACCAAAAUAAUCUCCCCAGAAAAUCUGCAUAUGGAGGAGGUUUUAGUGUGUGGCCAUUCCUUGGAAGUGAACAUAACCACAAGCCUGGACUUCUUCCUCAGUGUGGCUCAGGUUCAACUCUUACAUCAGUUAGUAGCAGCAAAUAUGACUGGGUCGGAGCCGUCAGCCAAGGCCACAGAGAUCUCUAAACACGAACAGAAGAAAGCAGAUACAUUUGAUGCAGGCACAGCCGAAACCUCUUCUGGAUGCAGUGGUGCUCAGGACAGUGGCAUUGGCAGUGACAGUGUUAGAAUCCGCAUUGUGCAAAUAGAGCAGCACAGUGGUGCCAGUCAGCACCGCAUCGCCCGCCCCUCCCACCAGUCAUCCAUUGUGAAAAAUCUUAACUUCAUUCCCUUCGACAUAUUUAUUACUGCCAGCAGGAUCUCCCUAAUGACCUAUUCCUCUGUGGCCUUACCGAAAUGCAAAUUACCAGAACAGAAGGAAGGUGGAAAAACAGGCAAGAGUUCCUUAAAUCUCCCAGAAGUUGAUUCUGAUGCAGCUAAGCCUAACCAGGCGUACAUUUCCAUGGCGACUGCUGAAGAUCCCUUAAGCACUAGUACUUCUUUUUCUUCAGGGAAGAAGAUAAGGGUUCUCUCCCUUGAAAGCCUCCAUGCAUCCACACGGCCAUCUGCUAGACAAGCCCUCGGGGUCACUGUAGUUCGGCAGCCGGGUCGAAGAGGAACUGGUGACUUAGAGCUAGACUUGUUUCUUCAUUUAAUUGUAUCCCAGCCUUCCUUGCUUCUGAGUUGUCACCACAGGAAACAGAGAAUGGAAAUAUCCAUCUUUGAUGCAACGCUUAAAGGUGUAGCCUCGGACUACAAAUGUGCAGGUUGGCCUUGAGUUGUAGAAGAAAUAAUCCAGUAAACAGCACUCCUCCAUGGCCUCUGCUUCCUUCCUGCCUAUGAAUUUCUGUCCUGACUUCCCUUCAAGAUCCACUAGAAGCUGGAAUAAACUCUUCCUCUGGUUCCCAUUGGGCAUGGUUGUUUACUACAACAACAGAAAUGCAAACUGGAAUGUAGGAAAAUUACAUUAUCAAAGAUCUUGUUUAGCUCAUGAUGUGACGUUUAAUUAUUUUAUUCACUAUUUAGUAUUGCAAAAAAAAUUCAUGCUAAGGAACUAAACUAUAGACAAUAGACAAAUAGGUCUCAAGAGUUCAAACUUAUCACAUUAAGUGAUGUAAAUCACUCGGUCGGUCACAUCACUCCUUGUUAAAGCCUGGCUCUGGCAAGUCUAGAAAUGGAGAGCUAAUGUUAGGUUAUGAAGGUUUCACUCAGGUCACAUAUUAAAGUCAUCAUGAAGACUUUAAACUCAGAUACUAGUAAUCUAAUGAACAUUUAUAAGUAUGUGCUUUUGCAUCUCGAAAUAAUUCUAUUAAAUGAAUCAAUAUAAUAUUUAAAAUCAUUUACCUUCCUAUUUACGUAGUCAAGUCCCCUUAGUGCCUUGGAUCUUCUUCCCCUUCCUAUGUGCUUUUAUUUUAUACUCGACCAUCUUAGGAUAGUCACUCAUUCAUGCAACUUGAACUCCACCAUUUAUCAAUCAAAUGCAGAUGCUUGGGAACCCAUAAUAAGGGAGACCCAGUUUCUGCCCUCAAGCAUUUUGCUUUGUUUAAUAACUGUACUGAUAAAGGUUUAGAUAAUCUAAGUCUUCACACAGUGAGGUGUGCUAGGAGGCACUUAAAUGACCUCAGUAAAACCUGAACUUGUGCUCCUCAAGAGACCAUUUAGAAAAGCUCUACCAAAUGGCCCGAAUACAGAGAACUGCUCGAUUUUAUUAGUGAUAGAUUCAGCUUCCCUUCUGCCCCCUGGGGGUUCUCAUAAGAAGUCUAGCCGGGCUGCGGUGGUACAUGCCUUUAAUCCCAGCACUUAGGAGGCAGAGGCAGGUGGCUUAAUUCAAAGCCAGCCUGGUCUACAGAGUGGAGGUAAAGAACAGCCAGAGCUAAACAGAGAAACCAAAGGAACAAAGGAACAAAGGAACAAAGGAACGAAGAAGAAGAAGAAGAAGAAGAAGAAGAAGAAGAAGAAGAAGAAGAAGAAGAAGAAGAAGAAGAAGGAGAAGGAGAAGGAGAAGGAGAAGGAGAAGGAGAAGGAGAAGGAGAAGGAGAAGGAGAAGGAGAAGGAGAAGGAGAAGGAGAAGGAGGAGAAGGAGAAGGAGAAGAAGGAGAAGGAGAAGAAGGAGGAGAAGGAGAAGAAAAGAAAGCACUCUGUAUUUAUUGCACUCAUGAUUUCUAUAAUGUAAUAAAUUGUUUUUCUAUGACUGUUUUCAAGGCCUUGUUUCUUCUUUAUAUGAUUAUCAAGUGUCUGAACUUGAUUAGUUUUAGGUUCUAUGAGCCCCUUAAUGCUAUAAAUUGGGUUUUUUGCUUUGUUUUUAUUACAUGCAAGGAUGUGGGAACAUCAUUUGUUCAAAUCUGUUUACACUGCUCUGUCUGUCCCAAUGUUACUUUUAAUUCUGUCUAUAGGGCUCUUAAGACUUUCUCAACCUACCUUGACCCUUAUGAUCAGAGAAUCUUUAUUGACUUUUUCAGUUUUUGUUUCCCUGUUUGAAACUUGUGUAUUUCUACCCAUUUUCAGUGUGUAUACUUUGGCCUUAUGAAAUAUAAUUGUAACAGUUACUUAGACUCUUAAAUGUCUUUGUCAUUGUCGUGAUAGUACAGCCACCAAUAUGCACAUGCACACACAUACACUGGCUCUCAGCACAAAGCCAAGAAAAGAAAGAGAAGAGGCUACAAGGUUCCCUUCCCAGUUCCUGGAACCAUAGGGCCUUGAUUUCCAGGAGUUUCUGUUGCGGUUUUGAUUAUCUCCUUCCUAUCUCUGUGCAGACAGCUCAAGGCUCACUCUCAAAUCAAAGUUAUAAGAAAGAGAACAAAAACAAAGACAAAACAAAUGUGGGAACUCACUACUGAGUGAGUCCUGUCUGUGAGCUUGGCACCCUUCCUCAUUUGUGUUGGCCAUAAUUCAUUUUGGGAGAGAAAAUGAGAAUGUUUAAAGUUAUGAACAGGAUGUGAGUUAGGAAGAAAUGAAUCCAUUCCUUUAUGAAUUGUACUAGAAAUUCUGCAGUUUUAAAAUAGUAAUUUGCAGUCUAGUAGCUAGGGCCUUGUGUUCUGAAAACCUUACUACGUGAUUUCCUGCAGAAGUCAGGAUACUGUCUUUACAUCUGUGAGUAUGGGCCACUUGAGUAGAUGCUAAUGAGUUAGUACUCCCAGGGAACUGCUAGCUUCAGCCUAGAUUCUCAGUGCAUACAGCUGCUGCCCAUAUAUGCAGAGGUAGCAAUGGUGGUUUUUCUAGUUCCUUAGAGCUUGCUUUCAUGCAGAUUCAUGUGGUAAAGGAAGCACUGUGAAAUUUUCUUCAUGUCAACCUUCCUACCACAGUACAUAUCACACACAUGUUUGCAUACACACAUAUGUAUAUGUAUCUAUAAUGUACAUGUGUACUUACAUGUAUAUAUAUAUACAUAAAAAAUAAAAUUUGUCAAAUUCUAACCAGAAUAUGUGGCAAGUAAAAUCUACUACUUAAGCACAUCUAACUUACAAACUUAAAGUUAGACAUAAAUUAAAUCACUUAUAUUAGCAACUUAAUGAUCCCAAAUCAUACUAGCUAUAUCAUUAAAUAAGUGUAAUACUAUAUUUUUAUUUCCUUUUUCUAAAAACUGAAAUGUUAUAUUUAUAAACUGACUUAUUAGCUUGAAUUCAUUUUUGAUAAUUAAUAGUAAUAAACUCCAAUUAAUUUUCAAUACAGUCUAAGUAAAUAAUAUAUUUGUAAGUUGUGUUUUAAGAUUUUAAUUAAUAAAAUUAUGUAUUGCGAGCCUUUUGCAUGCUCUUCCUGCCUGGAACCCCUCUGACAGAAGUGAGGUCUCUGCCAGUGCCUCUCUUUGUAGCAGCUGUAGUAUUGGCAAUUCCAUUUAAAUAAAGAUGUAUGUAGUUGUUUUCAACAUAAUCAUAUUAGUUGUGUUUAUAAAUAUUUUAAAUGAUAUUUGUUUUGUUUAAGAUAAUGAAGUCCAGAUUUUAAAUUGCCUCAUAACUUGACUAUGUACCCUGAGGCAACUUCAAAAUAUCAUUCUCUGUAUUUGUUUGGGGAUUUUGUUGCUUGCUUUUGAAGAGACAACUGUGCCGUCUGGUCCCUUGUGAAUAAGUUCAGCCAUUCUAAGGGAAUCACACAGCCCUGCACUUCCAUAGUGCACAGUCCAGCAUCUUACUUCUCAGUAAUGUGUGCUCAAACAUAACAAACCACAUGAAAACAGCUCCUUUGCCCACUCAGAAUUUCCAUACAAAUAAUAAUUUUUCAAGUAUCACAUAGAUUAAAAUAGAAAAUUUAAAGUUUAUUGGAAAGUAUCAUACUGAGAAAAAGCAAAGUGUGUUAUCACUUUGGUGAAUGGUAAUGUCAAAGACAAAAUGUAUAAGGAUUGGAUAAGGUCCACCAAGAGACAGACAUUGAAUAGAGCCCAGUAGGGCACUAGAAUUAGAGGUAAUCAGUACUAAUUCUAAUCCCCACUCUGCUCUUUAUAGUCAUGAAUGGCUGUAAGCAAAUUGGUCUUAAUCUCUCUAAGCUUGAUUCAUCUAUGACAUGAAGUGAUACUGGUAGCUGCUUCUUGGGGCUGUCAGGAGGAGCAGACAAGGUGUGUAUGUAGUCCUUAGUUCAUUGUGUGGUACAGAGCUUAAUACAUGUUAAUGCUAUUGUGGCUGCUUUUAUUAUUUUUGUUACUACCUUUAAGUCUAUUUAAAAUAGUAACUGUAAUUGGCUUAAAAAUACUUAUAUGUCUCAGUGUCAUUAAAACUAUUGUGCAACAUGAAAUGUUUCAAUUACAUCAGUUGGCUGGAUUACCAUUUCAAUAGGACUGUGGAAAAUGUGCCAAGGACAUUUGAGUAAACCAACUCAUUGAAAAUCAUAAACUAGUUUCUUACACCUCAUAAAUCAUAUCAUGAUUUCAUUGAGGCAUUAUGGCUUUAUGAAAAGGAUUGAAUUACUUAUGUCUUUAGAAUAUAAAGUUGUUAAUGUCCCUGGAAAGACUUAAAAUUAACUUGUGACUUUAGUGUCACAAGGAUCACAACUUCAACAUUGAUCUGAAAAUUUAGCUUCUAGGAACAUUUCUUGCUGGUCUGUAACAUGCAGUGACACUGGUUCACACACUUUGGCAAAUAAAUUGAUCGUUUAAAUGCAUCCUUUGGAUAGAAAGAUUGUGAAAAGUAUAUGUUUCUCAUGAUCCAGCCAUUGAAGAGAGUUAGUUACAUAUGAAGAAUAUUGAAAAGAAAAAUCACAAAACUUGACUUUUUAUCUGAUGCUCAGGUUCUUUCACACAGCAAUUAUGUUUUUGAUUAUUUAAUUUCCUUUAUAAAAAUGAUACAGUAAUAUCUGCUCUGUAUACUUUUGUACAUCUUAAUGUUGCAGACCUCUUUGCUUAAAAAGGGAUAUUUACAGUUAGAAUAAAGUUCAUCUGCUUGGGAUGUAUAAUUACCUUUUAUUAAAUAGGAGGGUAAACACAUGUGUUAAAUUGCACUGAAUUUUACUCAAAUGCUAUCGUAUAAAAUAUAACUCAUGCUAUAAUUUAACAUAAAAACAGCCAAAUAGGAAAAAUAUUUAGAAAGAACAAAGCAAGGCAAAAUGAAAAAAUCAAAAAUGUACACACAUUAUCCUCUGAUGAGUGUCAUUAAGUAGAAAGAACCAACUUCCUUCCAGCAAGAUGUGGAAGAUUCAGUUCUAAAUGUAAGAACCAAGUGUUGGCUUAGAUUUUUUUCAAAACCUACUUUUAAUAAGGGUUCUUAAAUGCUUUCACCUCCCUUCUACCAGAGGUAGUGGAAAAGAAAGUUAUUAGGAUGUGGGGGGAGUGGGCAUGUUUAGAAAGAGUUCUUUGGAGCAAAUCCAGUCUGCAUUGUCAGGAAAUCAGCAGUUCAGUUCACAGGAGUCAGCAGUAGCAGCUUGAUCCACUCACAAACACUAUUGACAAAUCAACAAUGGCAGGUGGAUCCAGAAGAAACCACAAGGCUCUGCAGUAUCCUGUUUAAAGGUAGUGUUAGGAUAGCAAACACAAAUCAGCAGCUGUAGCACAGCCCAGCACAAACAACUAGGCUUCUGCUGAAUUGGCACAAGUCAGCAGGAGUGGCCGGACCAGCAGGGACAUCAGAAGAAGUUCUCUGCCAUGCCUCUCUCAACUAUGUGAAGAUCAGUGAAGAUGAAGACAUGAGGCCAAUGAAAUGUUGCAUAGCUAGCCAUGUAAGCACGUUGUCAUUGUCCAUUGAGUCCUACUUGUACUCCCUCCAGACAUCACAUGUCCUCCCAUGGAUCUUGUCUCAGCAAAACUCCAUGUGAGUCUGUAUCGGCUGACAUAUCCAGAAACUUCCACUUCACUUGCCAAUCCCCCCAAGUCCAAAGAGGUGGCGAGACGCUGCAGCACAGCCCAGACAUUUUUGGUGCAUUUGUUUCUAUAAAGUGUUGACAAACAACAACCAGCAAGGCAUGGCAAAACUCACCAAUACCAUCCAGCAUCCUUCACUGUCUGUUGGGUUAUAUUCAUUUUCUUCUUAACCUCAUACAUUUUUUCACACAUUUGCUUUAGAAAAUAUCCUUUUACCUGUGUCUGUCUCAGGAAAACCUUCUUUCAUGUGUCUGCUUUAGCAAGACAUUCUUUCACCUGUGUGCCCCAGCAAAACAGUUGACAUAACUGACUUUCCAAAGAAUCCAGAAAUUUCUACUUCAACCAGGGACACUUAAUCCUGUCUCUCCAAACACUCAUUCUUAUAGGAUCCAGAAGAGCCAAGCAUGAGCAAAAGAGUGCUUGCAUGCAUGCCUGUGCAGAUGCCUAGAGUGCAAAGUGAGCUGCAGCUCACCUGGGCUCCAGAUCAGGUCAGAGUUAGGUUCCUAGUUAUUUGCUGUCUAGACAUUGAAUUAUUCUGACAUAUGCUUGACCUUGGCUCCUUCACAAUUUAAUUUUGAGGUAUUAUAGACACCUCAUAGACUACAUUUGAUUCUGUGGCUUUUUAAAAUUAGCAAAAGACCAAUUAUUUAAACUAUAAAUCAUAAAACAAAUACAAAAGAGCAUAAAAAGCUUACAUAUUAUAUAUUUCUCUUUCUCAUGCCCAGUGGUCAGGAGAUGCCUGGCCUUUCGGUUGCAGGGACUUGCACUCCAUUACACUGUAAAGGCCAGAUACAGCUGUGGCCUCACACCGUCCUCCCUUGGAGCUUCACCGUCUUCAGUUUCAUAGAGAGAUACAUGGUCCAGCAUAUAGACCCUCCACAUUGCUACUCAUUAAAUUAUCUGCAAGCUCUAUUGAUAAACAUUCCUUUUUUAAAGAAUUUUUUAUAUGUACAAGUGUUUUGCCUUCGUGUAUGUAUGUGUACUUCAUGCUUGUCUGGUGCUCAUAGACACUAGAAAGGGGCACCAGUUCUUUAGAACUUGAGUUUCUACACUUGAUCUUAGCCAAAAGGCCGAGAAGCGAUAGAACUUGAGUUUCAAACAGUUGUGAGCCACCAUGUGGAUUAUGGAAACCACCCUGCUUCCCUGAGCAGCAGUGCUCUUAAAUACUGACCAAUCUCUCCAGUCAUAGGUGCAUCCAUUCUUGACUGGGCCUAAAAAAAUACUAAGCAAAAAGAUUGUGUUUUCUUAAGAGCUCAGAAGGUAUCUUUUAAGUGUACCACAACUAAUAUCACAUCUAAUGUAUUUUACUGUACUGCUCUUUGACUAGCAGUGAAGCCUGCUUCAUCUUCCUUUAAAAGAGAAAUCGAUGGAGUUGAAAUUUUGCUGUAACCACUCACUCCUUUGUAAUUCAUGGUGGGGUCUUGUUUUAGUUUCUUCUUUGCAUUUACCCAAACACUAUUGUUUUUAGUUCAGAAAUUUGAAAGCUGGGCUGUUUGGCUUGAAGAUUAUUUACUUCCUUGAUUCUUAUGUAGGCCAUAUACUUAAGGGAUGAGAAUGAAAUAAGAGUAUAAUUUUGUUAAUCAUCAGAAUUGAAAUAAAAUGGAGUUGUUAGGUCUGAAAUGUUUAACAGGGAUAUAAAAUGUGUUGAUUAUUUGAAGCUUUGGCUUUAUUUUUAAGUAAAGUAGCUUUUUCAUAUAUAACAACUGAGUAACUCCUACUGGUGAACAAACCUCAUUAUUUUUACCAUUUUUAUUAUAUUCCACUUAUUUUAGAUGGGAGAUAAAGAAAAUUAAACAACAUGGGAUAAACAACUGAAAAGAGUAGCAUACACAUUGUGGUAGUUUUAAUAAGAAUGCCCCAUUGUCUAAUAUAUUUGAACAUUUAGUUAUCGGGGGUAGCACAGUUUAUAAAGGGCGAAGCAGUGUGGCCUUCUUAGAGGAAGUAUGUGAGUGAGGUGGGCUUUGAAGUUUCAAAAGCCCAAGCCAGGCCCAGAAUGUGUGUGUGUGUGUGUGUGUGUGUGUGUGUGUGUGUGUGUGUGUGUGUGCGCGUGUGUGUGCGCGUGCGUGCGUGCGUGCGUGCGUGCGUGCGUGCGUCUGUCUGCCUGCCUGCCUGCGGAUCAGCUACUGCUCCAGCACCUGCCUCUAUACCACCCUCUUCCCCCAUGGUGAAAAUGAACUAAAUCUCUAGAACCGUAAGCUACCCCAGUUAUGUUUUCCUUUAGAAGACUUUGGGGCUUUGAACUAGAAAUCAGUUGAAUACUUGAAGUGGGGCUUACUGGGCUCUCUUAGUAGAAGCAUGGAAAAGAGCAGUAACAAUGUUAAUGCUUAAUUUUCUUUCCACAUACAACCCCAAAUGUACUCCCCACCUCCUGGAAUAUGUGGCAAAGUAGUUUAGAAUAAAAGGCUAAAAUAGUCUUUUAGUGUUCUGUACCUUAUCUCAAAGUCUUCCAUAUGCCUAUAACAAACAGCAUGGUCAGGCCUAUCACAGCAAUACCAUGUUCCCUGGUGCCUACUCCUAUGUUAGUCACUGUUUUAUUACUGUGAAGGGAUAUUAUAACUAAGGCAACUCUUUUUAUCCCAAUUGAUGUCAGAAGAAACACACAAAUAUCUACGUGAUACACACAAACACACACACACACACACACACACACACACACACACACACACACUUAACAAAACAGAACAGAAAUGCCUUUGGCAAUUACAGUCCUGUGUAUGACCUUGGCUGAUAUUAUAGCCACCUUCUUCAACUACCCAUUAUAUAUUUCGUCUAUGCUCAGCAAGUACUUCGACCUGGAGGGACUAACCAUAAACUCAUUUUUAGGCUGUUUCUCAUCCUGCCUGUAUUUGAUUAUUGCAACUUCUCAUUUACCUUAAUGACAAACUUAAUAAUACCAAGAGACACCCUAAAGGUUCUCCUACAUUCAAACAUAAUCUUCUCACUCUCUUAAUUGAAAAACAUCAGUUGUCCAAAUUGGCCAUGGGGAGGAGGGGUCAUAUCUAAACUCCCAGUUCAAUGGAAUGUUGGUUGUGACCCCCUGAUAGAAGUGCACCCUUCUCUUCUGUAAGCCAGUGAGGUGGAACAUCAUAAGAACACGAUGCAGCUUUUUAGUUUUUUUCUAGUGAGUUGGUAGAGUUGAUUGGGAGUAAUACCAUUCCCAUUUCCAGUCAUUUGAUUCCUGAACCACUGAACCUAGUCAUAGGAAAAGUAUCAUAUACUAGAUACUGGUUAACUCAUAUGCCAACUUCUGAAGAACUCUGGCCCAGCCCUACAAGCUUGACCACCCACUCUGGUGCAAUACCUGUUUAUAAAAGACAAUGAUCUAUUAAAGCAGCUUCUUUGAGAUGGUAGGUUUAAGGUUACUCUAAUUAAUUCUAUGGGCACGGGCCCACCCACUGUCACACUUCUCGGUCUUCAAAGUUAGUUUCUUGGUCAAAAACAAUACUGUGUGAAAAAUGGUGAUGUUAAAUAGGGUUCUGUAAGUCCAUGGCUAAUGGUUUUGUCAGAAGUAUUAUAUUCAGGAAAAAGAAAUCCAUUACCAUUGUAAGUGUCUGUCCUGGUGCUGACAAAACACUCCGUUUACCUGAUGGAAGUGUCCAAUGAAGUUAGCUCGGAAGACAUUGGCUGGUUACACUGCAAGAUGAACUAUGCCAGGGACCAGCGUUGCUCUCUGCUCUUGGAAGAUUUGGUGUUCAUUAGAAGCCAUAACCAGAUCAGGUCUGGAGUGAAAGUUCAUGUUGUCGAGCCAGGCAUAGGCUCCGUUUCUUCCACUAUGGCCACUUUAUUAAUGGGCCUGUUGUCAAUGAUGGGAAUGGCCAGCAAAAACAGUGGCUGUCCAGAGAAUGAGUCAUCUUAUCUACAUGAUUAUCGAACUCUCUGCCCCAUCACCUCUUGAUGAGGAUUUACACAGCAUAUAAGCAUCUUCACAUUCCCACACAGACAGAUCUAUUUCUUCUGCAAAUAUCUUACCUCAUCUAACUUGCUUGUAGCAAUAACACAUGUGCUUGAUUGCCUACGUACCAUGUUGGGUGCUGUUGUGAAUACCCAAGUUUAUUGGUUGGGAUUCAGUAGAGCUGGUGCUAAGUGCUGCUGUCUUCAUUUACCACCUAGGGGAUGGAGAGAGGCCUCCGCUUCAAAACAAACGAGCAAGGUAGUCAGAUGAGGUGCAGCAAAACGCUGCUACUCAGUCAUCCUCUGAAUUUUACUAGUUCUUCAUACCCUAGGGAAAUGUAAUGCAUUGAUAGUGAGUCAUAGUUAAGUUUCCACUUAUGUUCACAUUAAACUAGGGUCUUAUGGUGAUUCAUACUGUCAACUUGACAGAAUCUAGAAUCAUGUACAAAACAAACUUCUGGGCAUGAUUGUAAGGGAUUAUCAAAGUAAGUUCAUUUUGGGGCAUGCCCAUGAGGGAGUCUCUCCGUAAGAUUAAUGAAGAUGGAAAGUGAUUCCCUAACUGGAUAGUACUAUCCGAUGAGCCGGGGUCCUGGGCUGAACAGGAAGGGCUGAGACACCUGAGCACAAGUACCAUUGCUCUCUGCUUCCAGACCAUCGGCCUCAAGCUCCUGCCCCAUGAAUCAUUUACCUUGAUGUAUUCUACCCUGGAACUGGGGCUCAAAAUGACCCUUCCCCAAGUUGCUUUUCUUGGGGCGUGUGUCAUAAGGAGGAAGAUAACUGAUGCAGGUGUCCUAAGACAAUUGCACCAAUGCAGUAAAGACAUUUUUGUGUUGUAAUUCUUGUUCCUUGUUUCGAUCAUAACAAAAAUUGUCGCCUGGAACUGCCAGAGAAAAUAACCACUAGACUAAUGUCCCCUCCCCUUUGUAGCAGCAGCACAGUAGUGCUGGUGACAACCACCACUGAGAGAGCAGAGGUGAGAGUAAGGACAUAGAUGAUACUGGUUCGUGUUCCACUACAGACCUUUCUAUAACAGACAGUAACUUUGAAAUAGAUUGUUAUGUUGUUUGACUUUUUAAAAUUCAAAAUUCAUUACUCAUAAAGUGUAUUAAGGGGCUGGAAGAAAUAGCUGAUCCAUAGAGUGCUUGCUGCUCUUUCAGAGGACCUGGGCUCUGUUUCCCGCCCCAUAUCAGACAGCUGUGACUGCAGCUCAAUGAGGUCCACUGCUUGCUUUCAGCAUCCACAGCUUGCACACACGCAUAUAAAGAAUGAAGUAAGAGGUGGGGGGCCGGGGGUGGGUGGAGGUGUUAAGUUUUUGUCUCUGAUGGGUAGCAUUUAAAAGUGCCUACAGUACAAUACCUGGAUCUCAUCAUCUGUUCAAUGCUGUGUCAUUCUCAAGAAGGUAACAGCACCAAGAUCUGUGGCAAAAUGAAAAAAUUCAACUUUUGGUUUUUGUUUUGUUUUCUGAAAAAAAUGUUAAGUUUAGUGUUUGCCAUUAUGCACUGGGAGACAGAAGGCCAGUGUGGGCCACAUAGGAACCCACAGAGACAACAAAACAAAACAAAUAACAGUUACAACAGACAUACCAGAAAAAUCAUCUCAGCUAAAAAUUAUGAUGAAAAAAAAAUUUUUUGAGACAGGGUCACUCUAUGUAGCCCUGGUUAUUCUGGAAUUCUUAUGUAGACCAGGGUGGCCUUAAACUCAAGAGAUCCACCUGCCUCCCAAGUGCUGGAAUGAAAGGUGUGUGCAUAUCGUUACAUAGUACUCAAGCUGGGUUUUUAUGUUGUAAGAAAUAACAAACUUCACAAUUCAGUACCUUAUUCAAAGGAGAGCGGCUGAGCAUCUCAAAGCUCCAUGUUUUAAUUCUAGGGACCACAUUAAACUGGGUAUGGUGGCUCAUGGGUACAAUCUUAGCACCUGGGAGAUAGAGGCAAGGAUCAGGAGGUCAGAGUCAUUCGUGGCAAUACAGUGAGUUCAAGGCCACCCUGGGCUGCACAAGGUUCUGACAGAGAAGCAAAAGAGACACUGACACAACAUCUGCUCACAAGAAUAUGUAACAUUCAUUCCUUAACGACCCCUGCUGGCUCUCAUGCUCUAAGAAAAAGAAAUGCUAAUCAGUCUCUGUGAGCCUUUCUAGAAACUCAGAAGGCCACACCACACAGAAGUAUCUUCACAACCACUCAGAAGGCCUCACUGCAGUUGUUUAGAAUUUCCAGAACAGUAAAAUAAGUUUAAAUGUAGAAAACAAAAUGCAACAUUUACUUUUUUGUUAAACUUAUAAACAAUAGUAGAUAGGGUAAGAAAUUAAAUAUAAACACAAGGUCCACCCUAGCCCUGUUUCUCCAAGGCAGCAUAACCAAAUGGACUCAUAGAGACAGACCACCUGGUCAACAAGACUCAUCACCGGCAUCACCAGUCUGGACUCCUGCUUAUUCUUCGGCCCCCUUUCACUUGCCCUUUGGUGGACCACAAACAAAACACCAGUCAACACUGUCCCAUCAAAUUCAGCUCUGUCAUGACAGAAAUGUACCUUCCAUCCUCUGGCGGAACAAAGCCCAAUAGCUAAUACAGCUUUUAAAAUGGUAUAUAGUGGUUUAUGUGAGCUUGGCAAACACACUUUUUAUAAGUAGGAGAUUUCGAAGAACUUUUAGAUAGAUUCAAAAUUCUGUUUUGUCUUAGGUCAUAUUUUAUACAAUCCAAAUAUUAACCAAAAAUAUAUUUAUCAUGACUAUUUGCAAUUAAAAAUCACAUCCCAGCAUUUUCCAAGAUGGCUAUCUUCAGGUUUAGUGGAAACAUUUCCAGUAAGGUAAGAAGUAAGAGUUUCUUUGAAGGAAUACAAAGCCAUCUUCCAACACAGACAAGCCUCAUGUCCAGCCUUCUGAGGACUGACUGUAGCUGGCCUUUGUGAAGAGGUAUUGAAAGGAGGCUGUCUGAAUUACUCUCUUUGGAUGUUUUGGAACAAUAGAAUACAGAAUUUUCUUUUGCAAAAGGAAAGUAAAUUUAUAAGUUCGUCACUCUCUGAAUUCUCAUUAUAAAUAGACAUGUGCUUGUGAGCAGUUAGUCACCUUCCUCAUUUCCCACCCAGGGUUUCUCAUAAAGAACAACUUUCUCUGCUUUCUUAGGCUUAGCUAGAGGAGUUAAAUGCAGUCAUCAACACCAGUAGUUUAUUCAUUUGAGAGCUUCCAGUACUUGAGUAACUGUUUACUACAUAUGCAACAGCCUGGGGGAGCCUCCACUGUUAAACAGCUGUCUCUCACUGUCACUGUGUUUAUAUGAUCUUUACAAGCUCCUUUAAUCUUAGCUCAUCAGCUGCUUUCCCAGGUAUAUGAACCUUGAAGAAUGUGUAAUACACAUCUUAGUGUCUAGUCCUGAUGACAGAACUUAGGAGAAACUAAAUUGAAGGCAGUCUAGACAUCAUCUUUCUCGUGUAGCCAUUAGAGCACAAUCUGACUUAGACUUCGACAUUGCUCCAGAAUUCACAGUAUCUUUUUGCUAAGGCUCAGAGAGGGCAUGGCAUGAGUCCUAUUCUGCAUUCAGUAGCCGUCAGCUCUAAACUUACCUGCUUGGGGUAUUUCUCAGUUCACUUAUUCUGCCAACCUUCUAAGUCCAUCAAUACUUUUAAACCCAGUUACAUAAGUAUUUUGUUGAGAAGUAACCGCUUUGGCUACUUCUGUGCUGGCUUCCUAGGCUAGGUUUCCUAGAUGUUUUAUAGUUGCUGUAAUUUCCAAUACUUGCUCUGCGCUUCCUCUGCCUCAUCGACUUACAUCUCUUCUGCUACUUAAACCCUGGGAUUGCCCAGAGCUGGCUGCUUGCCACACUGUCCACCUUCCACCCUAGAGUCACUGCAGCAAACCCUCCCAGCCUGAAAAACAUGCAGACACAUUUUCAGAACUAGCUUUCCUUUUCCAGCGCUGUUUCCUUUUGAACUCCCGUGGUGAAGAAUCUAUUUUGUCCUCUGUCCUGAAUAACUUAUAGUUCCUUGCAUUAGCAUGUGCUUAAGUUUGUCUCACAAGGGGCUGGAGGGAUUAAGAGCACUGACUGCUCUUCCAGGGGACCUUAGUUCAAUUCCCAGCAACCACAUGGUGGCUCACAACCAUCUGUAAGGAGAUCUGAUGCCCUCUUCUGGUGUGUCUGAAGACAGCAACAGUGGACUCUUAAAUAAAAAUAAAUAAAUCUUUAAAAAAAAUAAGCUUGUCUCACAAAACAGUCAUCUUCUAGUAAUAUAAUAUAGUAUAUAAUAAUAUAAUACAAUACAGAUGGCCAAGUGUACAGUGUUGUGAGUGCCUCUAACCCUAGCAGUCAGGAGGCAGAGGCAGGCUGACCAGGCCAGUCUGCUCUACUUAGUGCCUUGUUGGUUAGUCCAUUCUAUGACCCUGUGGAAGGAGAGGGAAGGAGGAUCAUGUCUGGAUCUGGGUGGGGGUCUGGAUGGUGUAGGAAAUAUACUCUGUUGUUUGUAACAGUGGCCUGCCACAUGUGGGAGUAGCUGUUUCCCCUCCAUCCCACCCUUAACAAAUAGUGACCUUUGGUCUUCUUCAGUCAGUGAAGGUUUGUAUUCCUUGUUUUAUUUCAUCCAUCCUGGUGAACUGGAAAGGUGUGUAGUCCUGCCUACUUAGGUUAAGUACACUUGAGAAGAAUUGAACAGUGAAGAUUUAAAAAGGAAAAUGUUUCCCAAAAACAUUGGAAGAGAUUCAUAAUUGCCUAAAAAUACAUAUUUGAAAGUUAAUCUUUCUUUCCUACAUCUGUUGAAGGAUGUGUACUUACACAAAGCAUUACGAUGCAGAGGAAAGACUGCUGGCACUAAGACCAAACACUGGUGCCUAGGAGUCAGUUGGGAAACAACCCGGCUGAGAAAUGAUAACUGGUUUUUCAGUAGGUUUAAAUGUGCAUACAUGAAUCCGUUUGGGGGGCAUUCAUUUCCAAAUUUAGUUUUCUGUCUCAAAUGAUUUAAAAACCUACAGAAAGGCCUCCAGUAUUAGAGAACAGUGGAUGCCUCCUCCCAGACCAGGAGAGCAGCCACUCAGUUGUCCUAAUGUUGGUCCAGCUUACUCCAUAAAGAUUUAUUUCUACUUGGAGUUCUGCCUGAUGACUGCUGAGACCUGGCACCCAUCGGGUUUAUGAGUCUCCGUGGUCUGCCCAGUAGUAUCCAUAUUGUCUACUUACUUUCCAGACCUGCAUGCCAGCUCUCCUGUCACUGUCAGUCUUGAUUGUGAUUUAGGUGUUAAUUACACUCUCACAGUCCAUGCUGUCCUGCUAGUCAGAGUCCUGACUUCUAGAAAGCAUAGACAACGGACUGCAGCUUUUCGAUGCUGUAAGUACAGUGAACGUCCGGCUUCCUGCCGAUGAGCAGUGCACCCCUGCCUCCUGUGAGUAGUCUCCUUCCGCAGGGUUCGGCACCUCGUAUUCAUCUUUGCAGCAGUUCCUUAGAUGUCCACUCACCCGUUAGCUCCUCAUAGUCAUUGCUUGGCUUUUUUCUUCUUCAAAGUGAAAAAUGCCUACUUAUCUAGAUCUAGCAGGCAGUAUUUACUUGAUAAGAUCACGUUUGGUGAUGUAUAGAGAGGUGAUACUCUGAGAAGGGACACUCAGGUCCUGGUAGCUUGCAUGACUCCUGCAAACCAACUUGAAUCUUGCAGCAACAGAAGGUUAUCCUGUUUUCGUAAGAGCUGACUGUUGUAUCUGAAACAGAGAAUAGAGUAUUGCUCCUGUAGAGGUGCCUACUCCAGCUAUCCUACUGCCUAAAAGUCGCCAGUCAGAUGAUGGGAGCAUCCCCCGGCUUAGUGUUUGAUCUUUACCGCAUGCACUGAACGUCACAACCAAUCGCUUUCAGUUUUUGCUUUGAAAUAACAUAAAGGUUCAUAUGUGCCAAAUUCUAUAAGGAUCACAUGAUAAGGUCAAGAAACAGAAAUUCCAAGGCAGAAUUUAUAUGCCCCGUUCACAUAUGACAGUAAUACUAUAUAACCAUAUGUUGAAUAUAAUAUACUGUAUGUAAAUGCUAUUCUUGAAAGUAAGCCAAUCAAUAAAGCCUAAAAUAAAUAAUGCUUUAGUAACACAUUUCAGAUAGUCUGAAAAUCGAAUAGAUGUGUUCUAUGGCAAGAACAUCUCUAAUAAAAUAGCAUUUAAAGUACAUUAAAACACAGAGAAUAAAUCAAUCAUGAAACUGAAGAAAAACUAGAUAUUGAGAUUUUUUAAAGCCUAUUUCAUAUAUGCCAACAUACAGCAUUCAUUUUUUAAAGUCAUAUAAAUAAAAAAUUAUAGUUUUCUAAACCUUUAAAAGCAAAUUCUUUGACAUUAAUAUAAUCCCAAUUAUUCUUUUUUUAUACUAUAGAAUAGUGUUUAUUUAGGGCAUGGGGAGGGGAGUUGAGGAAGUAGAGACGGGGGA